Cheilinus undulatus (humphead wrasse) is the source of this 1989-nucleotide messenger RNA. RefSeq names its product REC8 meiotic recombination protein b (gene rec8b). Gene Ontology annotation, cellular component: cohesin complex; synaptonemal complex. The transcript is spliced from 18 exons. Gene Ontology annotation, molecular function: protein binding; chromatin binding. Bases 67 to 1836 code for a protein of 589 amino acids. Lineage: Eukaryota; Metazoa; Chordata; Actinopteri; Labriformes; Labridae. The record is from RefSeq and is a predicted model, not a curated record. Gene Ontology annotation, biological process: replication-born double-strand break repair via sister chromatid exchange; mitotic sister chromatid cohesion; synaptonemal complex assembly.
UCAAGAGAAAAUUGCAAAUCUUUGCUGUUUUUCCUCAAAGUACAGCUAGAAAAUAAUUCGGUAAACAUGUUUUAUUACCCAAACGUCCUCCAGCGUCAUUCUGGGUGUUUUUCAACAAUUUGGCUAGCAGCUACAAGAGGUAUCAAGGUGACUAGAAGAGAGCUUCUCAAAGUCAAUGUCAGGCGAACAUGUGGGGACAUUUUGGACUAUGUGACCGCUCAGGUGCCCGCACCACAACCCAACAUGCCAAGGCCUCGGUUCUCUCUCUACCUGUCAUCUCAGCUGCAGUAUGGAGUUGUUGUUGUGUACCACAGGCAGUGUGGCUUCCUGCUCGAGGAGGUUCAGCAGACCAUGGACCGCCUGCUGCGCUCUAAAAGAUGCAUACAUAUCGACAUGGAUGAGUCUGACAGGCUGGCCUUGGAUGUACCUGACAACCUCUACAUCAUGGAGGAGGCAGAGGGGGCUCAGGACCCUUUCUUUGGGCUUAUGGAGUUAAACCAACUGCCCAGCCCCUACAACAUACACCAGCCAGUGUUGGUGAUUGAAGAGGCAGGUCCACAGCAUUCCCCGAUGCCCAGUCUUCAUACCACACCAGACAAAAGUGGUUUCAGGGCACCUCCAGCUGCCAUCACCCUGACAGAGAAGGAGCAGUUGCCCAUUCCCACUGCUGAGUAUUUUGUAGGAGAUGACUUUCCAGAAGUCACAGCCAGAGAGAUCGACUUGUUGAUGGAUCAACCGGAACAUUUCAGAGAAGAAGUGGAGGGGCAGCAUCCUGAGGAAAGGAUCAGGGAUCAUGAAGGAGCCAUGUCCACGAUUGAUCAGCUUAAGGAGACCGUGCUGAGACCAGAGCAGGACAGCUUGUGGCUGCUGGAGGAAGAGACAGGUCGGCGUGUGGAGGCUUCUCUGGUAGCUGCUGCCCUAGAGAUGACUCCAGUGAAGGUUCCUAUGUCAACUCCACCCUCUGGGGCAUCUGGAAACAAGAGCAACAGAUCAGCAGAAAGUCUGCAUGAAGAGGUUGUUCCUCCUCUGAGAAAGCAAGGGAAAGGUCGGAGGCGCCAGCUGAUCUUUGCUGACUCUCAGGUCCAGAUCUCAGACCGAGCAAUGAAGGAACAGAUUAGAGACCCUCUGACUGAAACACAGAACCUGACUGAUGUGCUGCUCAGCUUGCACUCCUUGGCCAAGCUUGCUGCUCCAGCCCAGCUCUUCACCGCCCCCUGUGGAUCCCUCCUCCAUAAUGACCUCCAGUCUCUAUGGAAACAGUGCGCAACACUCUCCAGCCUUCCCACAUUCAGGGAAAACAUGAGAGGGGGAGAGGAGGAAGCAGAAGAAGAAGAAGAAGAGGAGGCGAGAGUGGAGUCAGAGCAGGACAGAGAAAUACUGCGGAUGGAGAGGAAGAGGAGGCAGUCAAGCCUGAGAGAGAUAUCCAGUGAGUCAGGACUGCAGCCCGCUGAGGGCUCAUCUGCAUUAGAUGUGAUUCUGGACAUAACAAAAGAGGACAAAUCAUUGAACGACAUGAUCACUCCUGUCAGCAGAUGGUCUCCACAGGAGGAGCCCCAGCUUCAGAUGGAGCCUAUAGUGGAGGAAAACAUCGAGAUGCCUGAGGCUCAGAAUGAUGCAGACAGCAGGGACAUGCUGAGUUGGAUCUCUAGCAGUCUGCAGAAGUUUGGGGAGGUUACCUUUGACUCUCUGGUGCCCCCACAGGCAGACCGCAGUACUGCAGCACACUCCUUCUACAAACUGCUGGAGCUGCUGUCAGCGGGACAUGUGACUGUACGACAGACUGAAGCCUACGGUGUCAUCAGCAUAAACUGUGACGCUCUCAGUAUGACCGCCUGAACAUUCACAUCUGUAAACUAUAGUUCUGCAGAGCUUCAGUUAGCAGUUUUUACAGGUUAAUACGGUAGUUGUACCCAAAGACACUUGUUGUUCAGCCAGCCUGAGCUCUAACAGUCAUCAGAUCUCACCUUCAUUUUAAAUUUACUGUUAAAA